AUGGCACUUUAUCGAACGGUUGGUAGGCAUUCUUUCGGUUACACAUUCUCAACUCUAAAGUUCAAGUUUUCCACAAAAAAUUUCACCACAAAAACCAUCCCGGUCCUUUGGGACUACAGAAAUUCCGAAUGCAGUAUCAGAGAAGGAGCCGAAUCAGUGACAGUCCAACUGCUUUCCUGGGGACGUGGCGCUUCAGGCCAGCUCGGAGGCGGCAUCGAAGAAAUCCGAAUGUAUCCAGCUGCCGUGGCGUCCCUUUCUCUGCCUUCUUCAUUUGGUCUCUCUUCUCCCAUUCCUGGUCGUUUGCCAGUAUCAAAAGGAUCAGCAAUCAAUGGUAUGGAGAAAGAGGAUGAAAAUGAGGUGAAAAUUGGGAUUUCUUGUGGGCUUUUUCAUUCGGCGUUGUUGGUUAAUGGACAAGUUUGGAUUUGGGGAAAAGGUGAUGGCGGCCGCCUUGGACUUGGCCAUGAGAAUCCCGUUUUUGUGCCUACUUUGAAUGCUAAUCUGGGUCCGAAUCCGAUUAAAAGCAUUGCCCUUGGUGGGCUUCAUUCUGUUGCAUUGAAUUCUCUUGGACAGAUCUUUACGUGGGGCUACGGUGGUUUUGGGGCUCUUGGACAUUCUGUUUAUCACAGAGAGCUAAGUCCUAGGUUGGUUGAAGGUCCUUGGGGCCAAGAAAUAUGUAGCAUUGCAACUAGUGGGGCACAUACAGCGGCAAUUACCAAUUCAGGUGAACUGUAUACCUGGGGCAGAGAUGAAGGGGAUGGUCGACUGGGUCUUGGACCUGGUCGUGGCCCCAAUGAGACAGGUGGCCUUAGUGUACCCACCAAAGUAAAAGCAUUACCCGUGGCUGUAGCUGCGGUCUCAUGUGGUGGUUUCUGCACAAUGGCAUUGACAGAGCAGGGACAACUCUGGAACUGGGGAGCUAAUUCUAACUACGAACUUGGAAGAGGUGAUAAGCUUGGUGGUUGGAAACCUCAACCAAUUCCCAGUCUCUUAGAUAUUUGUAUUGUUCAAAUAGCUAGUGGUGGAUAUCAUUCCCUUGCUUUGACCGAUAAGGGAGAAGUCCUUUCAUGGGGUCAUGGUGGGCAUGGCCAGCUGGGUCAUUCUUCUAUAGCAAACCACAAAAUUCCUACACGCAUUGAGGCACUUGCUAAUGAGAGGGUCAUACAUAUUGCUUGUGGAGGCUCAUCAUCAGCUGCUAUAACUGAUGAAGGUAAGCUUUACACAUGGGGAAAUGCCAAGGAUUGUCAACUAGGUAUAUCUGGUCUGCCAGAGGUGCAAUCUUCUCCUGUCGAAGUUAAAUUUCUAAUGGAAGAUGGCUCAAUAGUUAAGGAAGUGCUCUUUGUGGCCAUGGGUGCUUCUCAUGGCCUGUGCCUUGUUACGACAUCCAGUUGCUGA
Oldenlandia corymbosa var. corymbosa is the source of this 1392-nucleotide messenger RNA. The record is from the annotation of a GenBank genome assembly. Lineage: Eukaryota; Viridiplantae; Streptophyta; Magnoliopsida; Gentianales; Rubiaceae.